CCAAUCCCACUAUAUACCGUUCACUUCCAGCAUCAAUGUCGUCAAUCAUCAUUUCCAUCAAGGACCUUGUCACAUCGGUAUUCGAAGUGAUAGUCUCCGUGUUUCACACCGCCCUCGAUGUGACCUCUGGGCUGCUCACAGCUAUUGUCAACUCUUUCAUCGGCACCCUCAGGAUGGCGCUGCGUGCUGUAGGAAAUAUAUUUGAAGCUGCAGGUGGCUUAGGCAAGUUUAUUGCUAGUAAUAUUAUUGUCAUUGCAAUCAUCGCUGGCGGUGCAUAUGGAUAUCUGCGAUACCAAAGUCGCCAAGGACGCCCUAUUAAGGUUGGAAACAAGAAGUUGAACUAGGUUAGGAUUGGUAGUUUGUUGAUUUUAGGCUGUCCUGUUUUUACCGCAAUAAUUAUCUAAGAGGUGGCUAAGAUGCCUAUUUUUCCACCCCUUCAAAUCAACCGCGAUCAAAAGAUUUCUGUCAGUAUCCAAAAAGAAAAUCAGUGUUUUCACAUCUGUUCUGUAUUAUCAAUCCAAAGUUAGGAAAGCCAACUUGCCAAUUCCGUAUUGGACAUCUGUUGUGUUGACAUCAUCGGGCGUUGCAGCGAAGACCGCCAAGAAAUCCUCUGCAUAGAAACCCCCCAUCC
This is a messenger RNA of Penicillium canescens, 631 nucleotides long. RefSeq lists its product as uncharacterized. The transcript has 2 exons. NCBI's taxonomy places the organism in Eukaryota, Fungi, Ascomycota, Eurotiomycetes, Eurotiales, Aspergillaceae. Bases 36 to 344 code for a protein of 102 amino acids. The record is from RefSeq and is a predicted model, not a curated record.